This is a messenger RNA of Echinostoma caproni, 420 nucleotides long. The record is from the annotation of a GenBank genome assembly. NCBI's taxonomy places the organism in Eukaryota, Metazoa, Platyhelminthes, Trematoda, Plagiorchiida, Echinostomatidae.
AUGUUGGAAAAGAAAGAUAUCGUGUUUGCCGAGGCUCGAAAACUCUGUGAGCAACGUGAUGAUUUGUGUGCUGCCACAAAUGCGGAUACUCCUAUGUUCCUCAAGUACUCAGUUCAAGCCGAGCACAAACGAAGGCUGCCACCAACCGCUGUUUUUCAUGUGGUGAAUACCAUUUACGUUCGACUUGUCGAUUCCGUAAUGCCACUUGCCAUGCAUGCGCCCCGACUUCUGUGCGCAUUCCUGGGGUUACUGGCCAUCAGCUGCAGUUACUUGGCGAAACGAUGUUGUGCGUUCAAUCUGAAUCCGGCGUGUCAAGCCCAAUCCGAUUCCUGGUAUCAGCCCACAGUCCGUCUAUUCUGGGUUUUCGAGCAAUUCGGCUACUACAAGGAUCCAUCACACUACACACCAACAACGAUAUGA